Molecule: messenger RNA, 1818 nt
Organism: Pteronotus mesoamericanus
Lineage: Eukaryota; Metazoa; Chordata; Mammalia; Chiroptera; Mormoopidae
Gene: MNS1
Product: meiosis specific nuclear structural 1
Biological process (GO): cilium organization
Cellular component (GO): motile cilium
Source: RefSeq, a predicted model, not a curated record
AUGGGAGGCCGUGCCUUGGUAGAGUCGUGGGCGCCACGAAGGCCGUUGCUGGGAAACCACAUAAACACCAGAGAGCACAGCCUUUCGUUUUGUUUGCUCGUUUGCUGUAGGGGGUUGUGGCCCCCCUGGAGCAGCAGACGGGUAUUUCCAUCCACCAAAAUGGAAAACCUGAUGGGCAUCGGACAGCACUUUAUGGCCAAGCUUAGGGACGGGGACAUGAUGGGGACUGGGGAGGAGGUGGAAGUGGCAGGGGGAGAGAGGAGAAAUUCCCUGCGCAAUGAUUUUGGAACACCAAAACAUGCAUACUUUUAUUUUUUAUUUUUUGCAUUGCAGGCUUCCAAAAGGAGAACGUCGAACUUCAGUGAAAGGCACCAGAAAUUAGUAGAUAUAAACUACAGACAAAAAUUGCAUGUUGAGGCACUAAAAAAGAUAGGGAAUCAAAUCAAGGACCAAAUGGUGCGGAAUGAAAAUGAGGACCGUGCUGAGCACAAGAGACUCCUCCGAUUAUUACAGAAUGAACAAUUUGAGUUAGAUAUGGAAGAGGCCAUUCAAAAGGCAGAAGAAAACAAAAGAUUGAGGGAACUCCAGCUUGAACAAGAAGAAAAAUUGGCUAUGGAACUGGCAAAACUAAAACACGAAAGUCUAAAGGAUGAAAAGAUGAGGCAGCAAGUAAGAGAAAACAGUAUUGAGCUCAGAGAAUUGGAGAAGAAAUUAAAAGCAGCUUACAUGAAUAAAGAAAGGGCAGCUCAGAUUGCUGAAAAGGAUGCCAUUAAAUAUGAACAAAUGAAACGUGAUGCUGAAAUAGCCCAAACCAUGAUGGAAGAACACGAGAGAGCAACGAAGGAAGAGAGUGCUGCGGAAGACAGACGAAACAAAGUAAAAGCACAGUACUAUCAUGACUUAGAGAAACAACUUGAAGAGCAAGAGAAAAAAAAGCAGGAAGCCUAUGAGCAGUUGCUGAAAGAGAAACUCAUGAUUGAUGAAAUUGUUAGGAAAAUCUAUGAAGAAGAUCAACUAGAAAGACAACAGAAGUUAGAAAAAAUGAAUGCAACUCGAAGGUAUAUAGAAGAGUUUCAGAAAGAGCAGGCUCUCUGGAGAAAAAAGAAACGUGAGGAAAUGGAAGAAGAAAACAGAAAAAUCAUAGAGUUUGCCAACUUGCAGCAACAAAGAGAAGAAGAUCGGAUGGCAAAAAUCCAAGAAAAUGAAGAAAAAAGGCUACAGCUUCAGAAUAUGCUGACUCAGAAAUUGGAAGAAAUGCUACAGCAACGUGAAGAUUUGGAACAAGUGCGACAAGAAUUAUACGAGGAAGAACAAGCUGAAAUACAUAUGAGGAAACUAAAAGAAGAAGCAGAAGAGAAAUUGAGAAAGCAAAAAGAGUUGAAGCAAAAUUUUAUAGAACAAAUGGCCUUGAAGGAACUAGUAUUACAGGCUGCAAAAGAGGAAGAGGAGAUCUUUAGAAAAGCUAUGUUAGCUAAACUUGCUGAGGAUGACCGAAUAGAAUUAAUGAAUGCUCAGAAACAAAGAAUGAAGCAACUGGAGCACAGGAGGGCUGUGGAAAAACUUAUUGAAGAGCGCCGCAAACAGUUCCUUGCAGACAAACAACAUGAACUGGAAGAAUGGCAGUUGCAGCAAAGACGGCAGGGAUGCAUUAAUGCGAUUAUUGAAGAAGAAAGACUGAAACUUCUUAAAGAACAUGCUACAAAAUUACUAGGAUAUCUCCCUAAAGGCAUAUUCAAAAAAGAGGAUGAUAUUGAAAUGCUUGGUGAAGAGUUUAGGAAAGCGUAUCAGAAAAGAAGUGAAAUUUGUGAAGAAAAGUGA